This is a messenger RNA of Vombatus ursinus (common wombat), 582 nucleotides long. It is a transcript of the gene CBLN1, whose product is annotated as cerebellin 1 precursor. The coding region runs from base 1 to 582 and encodes 193 amino acids. The transcript is spliced from 3 exons. Gene Ontology annotation, molecular function: protein binding. The record is from RefSeq and is a predicted model, not a curated record. Gene Ontology annotation, cellular component: synaptic cleft; glutamatergic synapse. NCBI's taxonomy places the organism in Eukaryota, Metazoa, Chordata, Mammalia, Diprotodontia, Vombatidae.
AUGAUGGGCGCCCUGGAGCUUCUGCUGCUCGGUGCAGCUUGGUUGGCUGGGCCGGCUCGUGGGCAGAAUGAGACGGAGCCCAUCGUGCUGGAGGGCAAGUGCCUGGUGGUUUGCGAUUCCAACCCCACGUCCGAUCCCACGGGCACGGCGCUGGGAAUUUCCGUGCGCUCUGGCAGCGCCAAGGUGGCUUUCUCCGCCAUUCGGAGCACUAAUCACGAGCCGUCAGAAAUGAGCAACCGUACGAUGAUCAUUUACUUUGACCAGGUACUAGUGAACAUCGGGAAUAACUUCGACCCGGAGCGAAGCACUUUUAUCUCCCCACGGAAAGGGAUUUACAGUUUUAACUUCCACGUGGUGAAAGUCUACAACAGACAGACCAUCCAGGUGAGCCUGAUGUUAAACGGGUGGCCUGUGAUUUCAGCUUUCGCGGGCGACCAGGAUGUGACCCGAGAGGCAGCCAGCAACGGUGUCCUAAUACAAAUGGAGAAGGGGGAUCGAGCGUACCUCAAAUUGGAGCGAGGGAACUUGAUGGGGGGCUGGAAAUACUCGACAUUCUCUGGAUUUCUCGUAUUCCCUCUCUAA